Messenger RNA from Protopterus annectens (West African lungfish), 1928 nucleotides. Its product is annotated as probable 2-ketogluconate reductase. Gene Ontology annotation, molecular function: NAD binding; hydroxypyruvate reductase [NAD(P)H] activity; glyoxylate reductase (NADPH) activity. The record is from RefSeq and is a predicted model, not a curated record. The transcript is spliced from 7 exons. The coding region runs from base 361 to 1380 and encodes 339 amino acids. NCBI's taxonomy places the organism in Eukaryota, Metazoa, Chordata, Ceratodontiformes, Protopteridae. Gene Ontology annotation, cellular component: cytosol.
AGAAAUUUCAGUGGGCAAAAGCUAUGCAAUGUAAUAUGGAGAAAGGAAAAUCUCCCGAAAAGCAUACAUGACAGUCUCUCAUGAAGCCCAAGCAAGGAGACUGAUGAGAAAGUAUCUGUGAAAUAGCCAAGCUGCACUACCACAAUCAUGAUCGGCAACUGAAAACAACAAUUUCCUUUUAAAUUUGCCUUAAAAGAUAUUUAAAUUACAAGAUUCAUCGCCCGAUGUCAUACGUUCUGGUUUAGCUGACAACUUACAGAUUCGUCUGUCAUGGUUAAGCUAUUUCAUGGAGAUAUUGUCAUUUGUCGGAUUGUUCCAAGAAGAAAAUUACACUGAAAAUGAAAAAGAAUACUCAGAAGCAUGCAGCACCCACAGCAGGUCAUGGAAAAGCCAUACCUCUUACUAAACUGUGAAAAAGGAGGAAUCCAUGGAAUUCAUGUAAAGUUGGCUGCAAUUCUGGAAGAACAUUUUGAAGUCAUACCAUAUGAUGAAUUUUUGAAAAAUAAGAAUUUCUAUUCACACAAGAUCAAGAUCUUUUAUUUAUGGACCUAUGCAAAUGCUCCAAAGCACAGCCUCUUACUGUGUUUGCCCAACCUGAAAAUUGUUCUAUCUCCGGGAGCUGGACUAGACCACUUGGAUUUGCCAUUGAUCUCUAGUUAUGGAGUGAAGGUUGCCAACACUCCCCUUACUGUUUCAUCUGCUACUGCAGAUUUUGGUAUGGCUCUGUUGUUGGCAUCUGCUAGAAGCCUAAUAGAAGGAGUAAAGAUGGCAGCUUUGCCAGAUAUCAGAUAUAUCACUUUUAACUGGAUGGGAGUUGAUAUCACUGGUGCUACACUUGGAAUCAUCGGGAUGGGCAAGAUUGGAUACAAGAUUGCACAAAGAGCUAAGGGAUUUGAAAUGAAGAUUCUCUAUCACAACAGAAAAAGACGAAGCAAGGAAGAUGAAAAUGCAGUUGGAGCAAAAUACUGUGAAAAGAUGGAAGAUUUACUCCAGCAAUCUGAUUUUGUAAUGCUGGUUGUGAACUUAACUCCAGAAACUACAAAGCUGAUUGGAAAACAUGAGUUGAAACUGAUGAAACCUACUGCAACCCUUAUCAAUAUAUGCAGAGGUCAAGUGGUCGAUCAAGAUGCACUGGUGGAAGCUCUUCAGAAUGGUGUAAUUCGUGCUGCAGCACUGGACGUGACAUACCCAGAGCCACUGCCAAGAGACCAUCCUUUGCUGAAGCUUCAGAAUGUCAUAGUCACUGCUCACAUUGGAGCCAGAACUUACUCAACUAACAAGAAGGUUGUUGAGCGAAUGUUAGCAAAUGGACUGGCAGCCCUUGCAGGCUUACCUAUUCCUGAUGAGGUUACACAGUCACAGAAAAAAAGCAGUAAUUGAAUUGGAGCUAGAGUCAGUUAUUAUGUUACUAAUUUGUUUACCGUUCUAUGUUUGCAUGAAUCACAAUUAAUUUAAACAUAGGUACCAAACACAUUUUUUUGAAUUAAUUUAACUAAAUGCGUACCUUUCCUGAAAGGAAAUUACUAGGAACAGAAAAAUAAUAUUAUAAACUAGUACAAUCACUAAUAUAGUAUUCCACAAUCUUAAAACACAUAUUUUUAUGUCUGAGAAAUUCCUGCAUCUCCCAUGAGGAGUGCUUCACCCCUGCACUUCCCCAAACUUAAAUAUUGCACCUCUAUGAGCAUUGCCAUAUGAAGAAACAGCAGAACAUAAAUCAUAUACUAAAAACAGUGCUCAGUAUGGCUAUAACAGAUUGUAAAUAAAUAUGAACAGGUGAAAAAAGUCCUUUUACUUUAUUAAAUAAAUAUCUGCAAUGGUGAGCAUGCCUACAGCUAUUUCAUCAAGCAAUAACAUUCAGUUUAUCAUAGGCUUAAACGUAUUAGGAGAUUUUCUAAGAGAACAUUCAAGCACUUGUAUAUUGUUAAAAA